CCCGGAAGCUCAAACUAUCCGCUUCUGUUUAAAGGAGCUACACUCACAGGCAUAUAUACACGUAUAUAAUACCUAUGGGCGACAUUAACCGCGCUUCGCCGCGUCCCCCGCUUUGUGUUUUAUUUUGAAGGGCGUGAACUCGGAAGCAGAAGACGGAAUCAGGAGGGUGUCACGCGUGUUUUCACCUGAACGAUAAACAAACCCGCACCAAAGCGGUUGGACUAAAGUUCGGACAAAGAAGACAGAAACUUGUCGGACCCGACCGAAUCGCACCCAGACCUCCCCAACAUGUCCGAGUUGGAGGCGCGGGUCCGCGCCAUCUUGGACGUCAUGGUAACCGCCACCAUGUCCGAAAUGGACAAAGUUCUCUGCGGUUCGGAUCCAGCCCGUCCAAACGACCCUCCUCCUGGGAUCGAAAACAGCCAGGAGUCCUCGGAGCAGAAGGUGAUCCGCUUCGGUCUCCUCCUGGCGUCUCUGGCUCAGGACGCCGUGGAGAAGGUCCUGCAGCUGUUCGACGAGUGCUCCACUGUGCUGCGGCUCGAAGUGUCGCAGGGCGCCGCAGAGAUCGAAGACCUGAGGCAGAGACUGAGGGGGGUGGAGAUGGACCUGAAGCUGGUGAUGGAGGGAGGCGGGGAUCUGGGAGGCGAGGAGGAGGUGACGGAGGAGAGGGUGGAGGAGGAAGAUCACCCGGGCAGCAACCAUGCAGGGAGGAGCCCAUGCACAGCUGUGGUCGCUCAUGAGAGCGGAGUCAGGCGGUCGCCCAUAAUUCACCUGUGGAGGAACAGAACGUAUGAGGACAGCAUCCACUCUGUUUCAGUAAAGCAGGAGAUCCUGCAGGCCUCCGCCGCUUCUGCCCAGGAGGAGGAGGAGGUGGAGGAGGUGGAGGAGGACCCAGACUACAUGGUGGAAGCGGUAGACCCGGACGACGGCAGCGACCUGGUUUACACGGUCAGACCUCAGGGCCUCGUGAAGUCCUCGGUCCGAGCGCCGAAGGGGAGCCGGGGUCAGAGGGAGCGGCUCCUGAGCUGCCGACUCUGCAGGAAAACCUUCAGUAAGCUCCUGCAGCUCAAAGCCCACCAGGCCGUUCACGGCGCCAGCGCGGAGAAGCCCUUCGUCUGCUCGCAGUGUGGCCGAGGCUUCUCCUUCCAGCGGAGUCUCAGCGCUCACAUGCUGAUCCACACGGGUGAGAGGCCUCACACCUGCGAAGUCUGCGGGAAGGGUUUCACCCUGAAGCAGCUCCUGAGGACCCACCAGCAGCUGCACGCCGACGUGCGUCCGUUCUGCUGCGACCAGUGCGGCAAAAGCUUUUACCGCGCUCACGGUCUGAAGCUGCACCGCAGGGUCCACACCGGGGAGCGGCUGUACAACUGCCAUUACUGCGAGAAAAGCUUCACCAUACCAGGCAACCUGCAGCGCCACCUGCGCAUACACACCGGCGAGAAGCCGUACAAAUGCGACACGUGCGGCAAGAGCUUCAACCAGGCGGACACGCUGAAAGGCCACCAGCGGCUGCACACCGGCGAGCGCCCCUUCACCUGUGAGACCUGCGGCAAGGCGUUCAUCCAGAAGAACGCCCUGAAGAUGCACCAGAGGACCUCUCACCUGGACGAGCGCAAGCUCACCUGCGUCGCCUGCGGCACCGUGGUGCCCUGCAUCGAGUCUCUGCGCAAACACAUCCAGACGCACGCCGCCACCAUCCCGUGCAUGUGCGUGCGCUGCGACCGGCGCCUCUGCUCCAUCACCGAGCUGCGCGAGCACCAGCAGCAGCACACGCUGGAGCGGCCGCACAGCUGCAGCGUCUGCGGGAAGAGCUUCAAGUCCGCCAGCUACCUGAAGAUCCACCUGAAGGCGCACAGCGGCGAGAGGCCGUACGCCUGCGAGAUCUGCGGCCGUCUGUUCACGCAGCAGAGCAGCCUGAAGUCACACCAGGUGGUCCACACCGGCGAGAAACCCUUCAGCUGCGACACCUGCGGGAAAUCCUUUGGCAACACGGGCAACCUGAAGCGGCACCAGCGCAUCCACACGGGCGAGAAGCCGUUCAGCUGCGACGUGUGCGGCCGCUGCUUCAACCAGGGCAACAGCCUGAAGGCCCACCAGCAGAUCCACACCGGGGAGAAGCAGUUCAUGUGCGACCGGUGCGGCAAGAGCUUCUCCUACCUGAGGAACCUUAAGGACCACAAGUGCUACUACGUUUGACGCCUUCAGGCAGCCAGCUCGUGACUUUCUUCCUUCCUUCCAGACUCCAGGGCUGGUUUCUGUCGAUUCGGCUCACAGAACAGGGGGUUUCAGGCCGGUUUCACCAGAAGUUGAACAGGAAACACAAAAAAAAACUAAAGACAUUUGGCCCAGUGGUGCUGAUGCGUCAGCCUGCAGGCUCCCAGGAAAAACGUCACAACGGUUCUGGUUUUUUCAGUAAUUUCAGCGAGCUACAGCUCAUUGGUUCAAGCUGCAACUUUUUAGAUGUUUCUCUCCUCCAGUGCACCUUUGAUGAAAUGAUUUGGUCAUCAGCGUCUGGAGAUCUGGACUGAAGGCUGAGGACGUAAUGAAGCUGCAGGACUUUGGCACCGCUGCACUGCUUGCAGGGUUUCCAACAUGUUUGCUGUCAGAUUUAUCCAUUAACAUGUCUCUGUAACCAGAAGAUGUGCUGAAGCCUUCACGGCUGCGGUGCAGAGGGAAAAUCUGCCACUUCCUGUUCCACCAUCUGAGGCUGCAGCCAGAAAAUGAGUUGCAUACCAUUAAAUCAAUAUUCUUUGUAAAA
Fundulus heteroclitus (mummichog) is the source of this 2758-nucleotide messenger RNA. Its product is annotated as gastrula zinc finger protein XlCGF57.1. Gene Ontology annotation, molecular function: RNA polymerase II cis-regulatory region sequence-specific DNA binding; DNA-binding transcription factor activity, RNA polymerase II-specific. The record is from RefSeq and is a predicted model, not a curated record. NCBI's taxonomy places the organism in Eukaryota, Metazoa, Chordata, Actinopteri, Cyprinodontiformes, Fundulidae. The transcript has 8 exons. Bases 289 to 2196 code for a protein of 635 amino acids. Gene Ontology annotation, biological process: regulation of transcription by RNA polymerase II.